This is a messenger RNA of Arabidopsis arenosa, 905 nucleotides long. The record is from the annotation of a GenBank genome assembly. Lineage: Eukaryota; Viridiplantae; Streptophyta; Magnoliopsida; Brassicales; Brassicaceae.
AAUUCUCUUACGAAAGUCAAAGAAGCAUGACUAAUAACCCAGAGAAAACGAAAGUGGAUGAUGUUGAGGAGGAAGAGAGAGAAGAUUCUGAUGAGCAAUGUAGCGAUGAAGAGACUGAUACGAGAGAAAUCGUUCUUGGCCUCCCUGCUUUGAGUAUCAGCAGUAGAAUAUUUGUUGAUAGUAGUAACGUCGCUUUCGUUGAAGACGAUGUAGAGAAAGCGCGUUUGAAUGAGCAAGCGGUUCUUGCGGCGGGGUUGGUUUUGGCUGCGGCAGAGGAAGCGGUUAUGAAAGGAGUGAAUGAGGGCAGUGGGAGUGGUGGGAAGAAAAAGAGUAGACCAAGGACAUCGACGAAAACCGGUGAUGAAGCGGAUGGUUCUGGUAAAGGAGAAGCGAAAAAGCCGAAGAAGAAAGCAUCGGAAUUGACUCAUCCACCAAAAGGACCACCGGAAUGUCACAUCUGUGGACGACGUUUCGUUUCUUGGAAGGCUGUGUUUGGACAUAUGAGGGCGCAUAAAGAUAGAAACUAUCAAGGAUUUCUUCCUCCUCCUACGUUCUCUGCGGCUGAUGUUGUUUCCAUUCCCGGACUAAACUCCGCUUUUGCUAUUGUUACUGCCGGAGGAGGAAGUUGUGGUGGUAUUGCUGUAGGAGGAGGAAGUUCUGGUGGUAUUUCUGGAGCAGGAGGAAGUACCGGUGGUGUUUCUGGCAGUGUUGGUGCUGGUGGUGCUUCGGGACGUGAAAGUGGGAAAGGUUCAGGUAUUGAUUUGAAUGUGGAUCCUAUAGAGGAAGCAAAGGAGGCGGUUGAAUCUGGAUUUAUUGCCAAGUUUGAUCUCAAUAAAUCGCCACCAAAAGAUGAAGAUGAAGAGGACAAAACUAAGUGAAUUUUUUUUCAUACUUUUUAAUAUUUA